Messenger RNA from Arctia plantaginis, 756 nucleotides. The record is from the annotation of a GenBank genome assembly. Lineage: Eukaryota; Metazoa; Arthropoda; Insecta; Lepidoptera; Erebidae.
AUGCCCUUCUAUCGUAAACCACGAGAAUUUACGCCUCUAUUGAUCGCGGCAGAAAAGAAAGCUGUCAAAAAUGGUGUACAUCACGCUAUAUUUACAUCGAGAUUUGACAGAUAUGUUGGUGACUGGAAAAAUGAUUUAAAAGAAGGCAAGGGGUGUUUUUUAACAAUCGGUGGUAAAUUAUACGAAGGGGACUGGUACAAAGGUUUCAGACACGGCUUCGGUACCUUAAGUAAUCGGCUACCCAAUGGCACAUUUCGACUUGAAUACGUGGGCGGGUGGGUACGAGGCAAAUUUGAAGGUGUCGGUUGGCGAUACUAUGACAAUGGCGAUGUUUACUUCGGGUUCUUCAAGAAAGGUCACAAACACGGCUACGGCAAGAUGUGGUACAGAGAUGGGACUUACUACGUUGGGUAUUGGAACGAGUCCAAGAAAGAAGGAUUGGGUAUGUUCGUGCAAGUUGACGGUAACCGCUACGAAGGCAACUGGGCAAAAGACGUGAAGAACGGUCUUGGUCGUUUCUACCAUAUGCAUACUGGCCAAUUGCAAGAAGGUUGCUGGAAAGACAACAUUUGUAUCAAGUCUAAGAUGACUGAUAUUAUAAUACGACAGUUCUGCGAUCAUCCCACGGAGUACCCUAUUCCACCGCAAGAAUUGAAGUGUGCGAGGCGUAUCCUGGAGUUGAGCAGCCUCUGGUUGAACCAGAAAUUGGGAGACAUCGACAAAAAAUUAAAAUAUUGCAUCGAUCAAAUGUAUUAA